Molecule: messenger RNA, 3799 nt
Organism: Arvicanthis niloticus (Nile rat)
Lineage: Eukaryota; Metazoa; Chordata; Mammalia; Rodentia; Muridae
Gene: Rab43
Product: RAB43, member RAS oncogene family
Molecular function (GO): GTPase activity; GTP binding
Source: RefSeq, a predicted model, not a curated record
GCACGAGCGGGCCUGAGGUAGCCCUGGGCCGGCGCGGCACCGACGGCUGGCAGAGAGCUCUGCGGAGGGCCGGGCGGUGCGCUCCCGGGCGGAGCCGAGUCCGCGGGCUCCGGAGCGGGGCGGGGCCGUCGAUCGGUCCGCCGCGCAGCUCGUUCAGGUGCUGCGGCCGCUCCACGUAGAUCGGCGGCGGGCCGGCUAGGGCACACGGACCUCGGCCCCCGGGCUGUCGUUAGCCCAAGCCGGGCCCUUUCGUCCCAGGACUCCCGCGGAGCCAUGGCGGGCCCUGGCCCAGGAGAUCAGGACGAACACUACGAUUUCCUGUUCAAGCUGGUGUUAGUGGGCGACGCGAGCGUGGGCAAGACGUGCGUGGUACAGCGCUUCAAGACCGGCGCCUUCUCCGCGCGUCAGGGCAGCACCAUCGGAGUCGACUUCACCAUGAAGACGCUGGAGAUCCAGGGCAAGCGGGUCAAGCUACAGAUUUGGGACACAGCUGGCCAGGAGCGGUUCCGGACCAUCACCCAGAGCUACUACCGAAGUGCCAAUGGGGCCAUCCUUGCCUACGACAUCAGCAAGAGGAGCACCUUCUUGUCGGUGCCCCACUGGAUCGAGGAUGUGAGGAAGUAUGCAGGCUCCAACAUCGUGCAGCUGCUGAUUGGGAACAAGUCAGACCUUGCCGAUUUCCGGGAGGUCCCGCUGGCGGAGGCGCAGAGCCUGGCUGAGCAUUAUGACAUCCUCUGUGCCAUUGAGACCUCUGCCAAGGACUCCAGCAAUGUGGAGGAGGCCUUCACCAGAGUGGCCACUGAACUCAUCAUGAGGCACGGAGGCCCCAUGUUCAGUGAGAAGAACACUGACCACAUCCAGCUGGACAGCAAGGACAUUGCGGAGAGCUGGGGCUGUGGGUGCUGACUGGGGGGUCAGGGCAGGCAGGCUAAGACCUCCCUUCCUCCUUUGUCUCCAGCCUGUCAAGCCCCACCCUUCACAGUCAGCCCUCCAGGGCACUGGCUUCUCUAGAGGGAUUCUGCACCCCUGGCCUGGAUGCUGGGUAGGAAGGGAGACCUGGUGCAGGGUAUCCUGUGCAGAAGGCUAUUGGCCCAGAGCAGGAUGUGGACCAUCCCACCAGCCAGCAUCUGCUCCCUCCAUGUUCUUCACAUUCCAGGACUAGCCUGAGCCUUCCAGCAUGGACUGUGGUGGGAAAUGGGCUGGCUGUGCUGCCCAGCCCCCUCGUGCUGGUUUUGACCUUCUCCUGCCUUGACUGCUGCAGACGUGCAGCAGGUUGCUGCUCUCCAGGGAUGUGGCUGGUACCCCAGGUCAUUCCAGGUCAUUCUCCUGCCUCUUACCAAAGUGUAAAAAGCACAUCAAUUAGACCAAUUGACUGGUGCCGAGCCUUGUCCUGGGGAAGCCUGAGCUCAUCAGGUGGAAUCAGAGUCCCUGUCCUCACGGCCAGCUUGGAGCUCUUAGCUCCCUGGGCCUGGCUUACCAAGACCUCUCUUUCAGAUGUUUCUGCUUUUCCAUGUAGCAUCUCAUUUUCACUGACCCAAUUGUAGGGUCAUGGCCAGGGGCCAACUGGGAACUGUCUCCAGGCUUAAGGCCCAAAAUGUUGCCAGUCAGGUUGCAAAAGCAGCUAGUCUUUCAGUGUGGUUGAGGGGUGAGGUAGGGAAAUGAAGGUCUAAGGAAGAAGAGCAGCUUGUAGGGGGCAGCUCACAGGCAGAGCGCAUGCUCAGCACACGCCAGGCCCCGAGUUCAGUCCUCAGCACCAAGCCCAACAAAACAGCAGCUUCCUGGUGUGUCCCUGAGGUUGAGGGCCCUGUGGAUGCCAGCAUGUGGAGAAACCGUCCCUGCCAUGACCCAGAGCUUUUAGUUCCCCAUGGUCCUGGUCUGGCUUAUAGUUUCAAAGCAAAAACGAUGAGUGCCCACUGGCCUGAGACCUGGCCAUCUUAGACCUCACUGGUUCUCUGCCUGCCUAAAUGGGUGCUUCCUGCUGGGGUCAAAAGGAGUUGUUCCCUCAUCUCCCCUCCUGCUGGCAUCCUACCCUUGCCCCCACCCCCACCCCAAGCAUUCUGGUCUGUCAGCACCUUUCUUAGGGAGAUCUGGCCACAGGGUGAGAAGCAGCACUUUGUAACAACUACAUGACAGCCGAGGGAGACAGCACUGUGGUAAACGAGGUAAACCCGAGUUACACUCGCUGGGACCUCUUCAGGCAGAGCUCUACUUGUUCUUUCACAAGAUGGCAGCUGACGGGUGAUGGGGCUCACAUGCCACCCUGGGCCAUGAGCCCACUUUCCAGCCUCCAAGGGCUAGAGAUUAUGAAACCCAUAAGGUGGUAUUUCUUAAUCUUUGAGUCAAGACCCCUUUAGGGGCCCAAAUGACCAUAUCACAGGGGUUGCCUAUCAGAAAACACAGAUACUUACAUUACGGUAGGUACGAAAAUAAUUUUAUGGUUGGGGGUCACCACACCAUGAGGACUUUAAUAAAGUGGCAGCGUUAGGAAGGUUGGGAAGGACCACCAUAAGGCCUAGCCUGGAGCAGAACAGAACUCAGCGACCCCUUUGCUCACCCAGUGACCAGGAAGAUUAUUUCUUUCUCCAUUCACAGGAAGAUAACCUCACUUUCCUUUCACAAUCCCUGGGUGCUGAGUGUGGAUUAGGCCCUGCCCUGUGCCCUUAAGUAGGAACAGCCCUGCCCUAGGAGUUUAGCCCAAACACCAGUUCUUGAGCCCUGCUCUCACUAACUCUGUCCUGUAAACACCCUGCUGUCUCACUUUCCGGGUUCCAGUUCCACUGCCAGGUGCAGGUCUGAAAGGCUAGGCCCAGGGCCCUCAGCCAGUGGGGAUGAUCAUGGCCUCCACAGCCUGCCCACCUCUGCUCACUGUCAUGUCUGGAUCCAAUGUGACCUCCCUCUCCCAGAACUCUCAGCCAACCCACCUUCUUACAGCACAGAAUCCCACAAGUGACCCAAAGCACACAUCUUUGAGGGUUGAUGGCCCCUCCCCAGCCACAGGCCUUAUACCCAGUAUCCUAGCAAGGAUAAAUUCUUCCCUUGACCCCGGAUUCUGUGGCUUGGGAGGGCCCUGAGUCCUGGACUGAAGCUGGCUUCUAUGGACAAGCUGCAGCCAUGCCUUCUAACAGUAGUGCCAAGGCUCUUGCCCUCUGCUGAGGCAGCCACCUCACCAAAGUGCUCAGACCUUUGGGCCUUUGUCAGGGCUUGAGGGCCAGAAAAUAAUCAAGUGUGAGAGUCAAGAAACAAAACCAGCUGCUUCCCUUCCCCUGGGCAGGCAUGGCUUGCUGCCAGCAGCAGCCCAGGGCCUCUGGGGCAACAGAAGUUUAAUCUCUUCCCGUGUUUGAAGUUACUGAACAGCAGGAACAGGUGGAGGUGGAUGCUGCUGGGAGGAGGUACCCACAGAAGGGCUGGUAUGGCCAGGGUGGCUGCAGCAGGAGUGACGUUUUGUCUACUAAAGGUACUAGAGAAGGGGCUUCGUGUCUUCGGGUGGAAGUCUGUCCCCAAGGACACAGGCCCCAACGGAAGGGAUCUACUGCAAGCCCCUGGUUCACACUGAGUGGGUUGCCCUGUCCCAGGAUACUGCCAGCAGUGGGCCUCUAGCCAAACUCGCCCCUGCAGGGCCUGGGCAGGGGCAGAAUUGCCAGCCCAAGGAGGCCAUGCACAUUGGGGAAAUUUUCACAUUACCUAUUUAUGAAUAUGUAAGUCUUUCUAUCAAAUCUAUUUUUUGAAACAUGAAAAGUUGCCUUUCUGGAUAUGUCAGAGCCAGUGUACAAUUCUAACCAUUAAACAUUUCUGUACUGAC